AUGCGCGCGCCGGAACAGCUGAAACUGCGGCAAGACAACAACCAGGAAGAACCAGCCUGCUUGUCAGCGUGUCACUGUGGUACAAACAUGACUGAGGUGGCACAGGUUGCAGCAGUGGAUGUCCAUGACAUGGAGGAUGUAUUCAAUGAGAAUGAUCUAGAUGAAGCUGAAGACCAAGAAGAAACUGAAGAGGGCACAAACAGCAGUGAGCCUGCAGAACCACAAGUGAAUGGAGUGGAACACAAAGACAGUCAAACUCCCAUAAGGAAACGGGAGCGGUCUAGAGCUGUGAACGGUAUGUCCAAACGUACAGAGAAAGAAAAUAAGGAUCCUGACACACAGGAAGAGGAUAUGUCAGAAGUAGCCUUAAAGAAAGAGAAACUGCUGAAAACCAGCAAACCAGUGGCCAGAAGCUACGUGCCAAAGGAAACCCAGGACAAAGGUGCUGUGACAAACAAGUUUGAGGCCAUGCAAAAGGCACGAGAGGAGCGCAGCAGGAAGCGCAACCAGGACGAGCAGCAAAAGAGGAAAGACCAGUACAUUAAGGAGAGAGAAUGGAGCCGGCGCAAGCAACAGAUAAAGGAACUACUUGCUUCUAGCGAUGAGGAGGAGGAGGUGAAGCCUGCAAAGGUGGAGAAGUCAUAUGUCCCCAAGAUUACCGGAAGUGUAAAGGGGAAGUUUGCAGAGAUGGAGAAACAACGACAAGAGGAGGAGAGGAAGAGGAUGGAGGUGGAGCGAAAGAAACGAGAAGCUCAAGACAAAAUGGAAAAGGCCAAAAUAAAGAAGGAAUUGGCACAGAAAGCAGCUGAGGAGGGAGACGACACAAUACAGGUCUGUGUGGUUCCAGCAAAGUCUUCUCGACCUCCUGGUAAAAUCAAGAUGAACUUUGAAGACCUGGAAAAGAAUCGAGAGGAGGAGUUACAGAAGAAAGCAGAGGAGGAGAAAAAAAAACGCUAUGAUGAAAACAAACGCUCAUUCAGAGAGUCAAAAAGACACUCUCUGGCACAACAAGAUGAGGAGGAGAAGUCCACAGAGAUGCAACAAGCAGCUCCUGGCAAGUUGAAACUGACAUUUGAGGAACUUGAAAAAGAAAGACAAGAACAUAGGAGGAAGCAAGCUGAGGAGAAAGCCAAACGCCGUCUAUUAGAGGAAAAGAAAGCAUUUGAGGAAGCCAGGCUGGAAAUGGGUGAUGAAGAGGAGGAGUUGCAGUCCACUCAGCAGGAUGGCAAAGAGGAAAUGCGGCCGGGAAAACUGCGGCUAAGUUUUGAGGAGCUGGAGAGGCAGAGAGUUGAGGGUUUACGCAAGAAAGCUGAAGAGGAGGCCAAGAAACGGAUGGAAGAAGAGCGAAAAUCUUUUGCAGAAGCAAGAAAGAGCAUGCUGGUAGAUGAAGAUGAUGAGGUCCUCAUGGCGUUACUGAAUCUGGAGGGCAGCAAACCUGGUAAAAUUUCUGCAAGCUUUGAGGAUCUCGAGCGUCAGAGAAGAGAGGAGGAGCAGAGGAGGUCAGAGGAGGAGGCCAAGAAGAGACUGGAGGAGGAGAAGAAGCAAUUUGCAGAAGCCCGCAAAAGCAUGAUUCUAGAGGAGGAUGGAGAGAUGAUCCAGUCUGAGUCUCAGGAGGCACUGCACCCAAGAAAACUGGAGAUGAACUUUGAAGAGAUGCUGAAGGAAAAGCAGGAAACGGAAAGAAAACGCAAAGAAGAAGAACGCAGGACGAAGCUUGAACAGGAGAAGCAGCAAUUUGAACAGCUUCGCCAAGAGAUGGGCGUGGAGGAAAUAAAUGAAAGCUCUGACAUGGUGAGCAAAGAAUAUGAGGAACUGACAAAGCUUAAGAGGACUGGUUCUAUACAAGCAAAGAGCCUUAAAUCAAAGUUUGAGAAGAUCAAACAGCUGACUGAAGAAGAAAUCCAGAAAAAGAUUGAGGAAGAGCGCGCGCGAAGGAAAGCCGUAGAUGAAGAAAUUAAAGAGAGGGAGUCUGAAAGAUUCAAUGAGGACGAGGAACAGGAAGAAAUAACGACUAUGAGGGCUGAGGACACACCUUUCAAACAGAAAGUGGACAUGCGAGCACGGUUUGAACAAAUGGCAAAAGCCAGAGAAGAGCAAGAGCGAAAGAGGAUAGAAGAUCAGAAACUACAGCGAAUGCAAUUUGAGCAGCAAGAGAUAGAUGCUGCCCUCCAGAAGAAAAAAGAAGAUGAGGGAGAUGAGGAGGGAAGCAUCAUCAAUGGCUCUGCAGCUUACGAAGACGAGGAAGACCAUGCAAGGUCUGGGGCCCCAUGGUUUAAAAAGCCUCUGAAGAACCAGUCAGUUGUGGACUCUGAGCCGGUUCGGUUCACGGUUAAGAUCACAGGAGAGCCAAAGCCCGAGGUGACCUGGUGGUUUGAGGGAGAGAUGCUCCAGGACUGUGAGGACUAUCAGUACAUCGAGAGAGGCGAGACCUACUGCCUUUACCUGCCCGAGACUUUCCCAGAGGACGAAGGAGAGUACAUGUGCAAGGCCGUGAACAGCCGAGGAACUGCUGCCAGCACAUGCAUCCUGACAGUGGAAACGUACGACUACUGA
Molecule: messenger RNA, 2553 nt
Organism: Knipowitschia caucasica
Lineage: Eukaryota; Metazoa; Chordata; Actinopteri; Gobiiformes; Gobiidae
Source: the annotation of a GenBank genome assembly